ACACUCGUCUGCAAGUGACCGACUGUCUUGUAAACUUGCUCAAUCAAGCUUACUUUUGUAAAACAGAAAAAUGAAUAGAGAAUCUUCAGAGCUUAUGGAUUUAAACAGAAAACUACUUCAUUUAAGUAGUCAAUGGCAGGAAAAUAUUACUGAGCUUAACCGUCUUCAAGAAAAGGCUGUCGAGUUGCAGGAGGCAUUUGUAACAUACACUCCAAAUGAGGAGCGGAUUCGAUUUCGGGAUUUACAAAGGGAAAAUCAGGUGCUUUCGCAGCUGGUCAAGCAAUACGAAUCCACGUUGGAAAUCAUCAUGUCCAAGUUUCGGAGUCAAACUCAUCUUAUACAACAAGAACGCCAGGAACUGCGCGAUAAUACAGACAGAAUUUUGGAUCAAGAGCGGACGGAAAAUGAACUGCUUCGAGAAGAGAAUACUCGACUGACAGAGCAUUUGGGAAAAUGUAUCCAAGUCAUGAGAGAGGCGUCGUCUGCAAACGACGAGGCAGAUGUGGCCAUGCUUGUUGCUGGACUUGCUAAAGAAAACGAAACUCUGCGAGCAAUGUUAAUUGCGUCUUUACCAAAUCAUCCUUCACAUACUACACAGCCAUUGAAAUCUACAUUAAUAGAUGAAAGUGGCAUAAUGCCUCUGCCAUUACGCGCUAAUGAAGCGACACUAUCCAAUUGA
Molecule: messenger RNA, 679 nt
Organism: Batrachochytrium dendrobatidis JAM81
Lineage: Eukaryota; Fungi; Chytridiomycota; Chytridiomycetes; Rhizophydiales
Exons: 5
Coding region: 71-679 (202 amino acids)
Source: RefSeq, a predicted model, not a curated record